Molecule: messenger RNA, 606 nt
Organism: Chaetomium fimeti
Lineage: Eukaryota; Fungi; Ascomycota; Sordariomycetes; Sordariales; Chaetomiaceae
Exons: 2
Coding region: 1-231 (76 amino acids)
Source: RefSeq, a predicted model, not a curated record
AUGGGCCUCACCACCAUCCCCCGCGGCUACAAAGUGCCCGUGGCGCUCCUGGACCAGUUCCUCGAGGCCAACGGCCAGGACGCGACACACGGCCAACUCCCCUUAUCCGCUGAGGCGGCGAACUGCCCGGGGGAGGAAAGGCUGUUGCAGGCGGAGGGGGUGCGAGAUAUCAAGGGUGAGGACUUGACGGUUGUUCUGUACGUUGUUGUGACGGACGAGCGGAUGUUCUAGUGGUCGUCGCCUUGUGCGCGCGAGGUGAGUUUCCCGAACUCGUUUGUGCGAUGACUAUUUGGAUUGUUUGGUCUAUGGCUGGUUUUGAUGCCCAAUGGGAUCUCUAUAAGUUGCGGCCGAUGCGAGGCGAUACUUGAGAACUGGUUCCAGCAACAAAACCAUCGGCGGAAAGUCAUGGGUGUCAGGUAGGCAGCGUUCUUCCCGAGUUCUGAGUCAAGCUCUCGCGUCUUACGAUUGCCUGGGCUGCAGGCAUUUCGAUACUUCUUGGGUAAGGUAGCUUGAAGCCUGGGAGUUUCUGGUGUUGUGGCACCGAUUACUUUAAUUCCUGGCGUGGUAAGGAAAACCGGGAAAACAGAGAACAAAAGAAAAUAACCC